Molecule: messenger RNA, 1355 nt
Organism: Populus trichocarpa (black cottonwood)
Lineage: Eukaryota; Viridiplantae; Streptophyta; Magnoliopsida; Malpighiales; Salicaceae
Exons: 5
Coding region: 195-1304 (369 amino acids)
Source: RefSeq, a predicted model, not a curated record
UCAUGUUUCCAUUUCUCGGUGGGCCAGUGUUUGAAAAGAGGGAGCCUCUCAUGGGAGGAUGAAAGAAGAACCAGACGGUGGCACUUUCGCCCAUACGUUUCCUUUCUCCUUGCAUUUUCUUUGUUCCUCAAAGCAUCCAUUAUUCUGGGCCUUGUUUGUGAUUUUUGUUUGCUGCAACGUUUUUGUGUUGUGAUAUGGAGGAAUCAAAGCAAGUCAACGUUGAGAUAUCAAGGGCAACAACAGCAGAAGAAGCACAAGGAAAAGGGUUAGUGGAUGGGAUAAUGGAGGUUCAAGAUGUCACAGAAUCCUCAGGACCCCUUCAACCGAAGAGUCUUAAUGGACUAGCCUCUGCCUCCAAUUCUGCCUUUCGCCAGCGAUUUGGGUUUAAGGAGAAGUCGAAGCUGGAACAGGUGGUAAUCGAGGUAAACUUCGAUAGUUCGAAGGCUGGUUACCUUGCCUUGAAACUUGUAGCUGAAAUUGCAGGUGUGGAAAGUGUGGAGUUAGGAGGGCCAGAUAGGAACCUAUUGGAAGUGAUAGGAGAUGGAGUCGAUGCCCAUCAUCUUGUAACCUUGCUACAAAAGAAGUUUGGAAAUGCAAAGCUAAUAAGCAUGGGUCCUGUGAAGGAGCCGAAGAAAGAUACCAUGGAAGAUGAGCCAGUCCUGAUCAAAGAAGAGGAAAAUGAGCCAAUGUUGCAACGCCCUGUUUCAUCAUCCAUUCCUCAUUGUCUUGAUCCUAUCAGUGAGUCUGUAGUGGAUAUUGUUGAGACGGAGAAGCUGAAUGGAGCAAUGGAGAUGGAGAUGGAGAUGGAAACAAAGACAAAAACUCAUAGUAAUCUCGGUCUGGAAGAGAGUUCAUGUAUAAGUAAAACAACCCAGUGGACUCUACUAAUCACCAGCUUACUUCUAGAGGCUAUAUCCGCAAUUUUUGAUCAGCUGGGUUAUGCAUUAAUUAGUAUGGCGAUGGCAUUUGUAGCUUUGCUUCUUUCCAUUCUUGAUCUCAUUUACAAGGCUCGAGAGAAUGGCAUUACAUGUGAUGGGAGGAGCCUGCUACCCUGUUUUUAUCGCCAUUCAAGUCAUGAUUUCCAGAAUCGCAAGCCUUUUGGUAGUGUUGUUGAGUACUUUGGAUUUGCUGGUGCUGUCUGGCAAUGCUCUUACACAACAGUAGGGUAUCAUUAUGCUCGUCGGAACUUGGAUAAUCCAAUCAAAAUUUGUCUUCUACCUUUCAUUUUUGCUUUGUGUGUGCUAAUUUCUAAGUUAGUUAAGAGUGGCCAACAUGAACCAUUGGUUGAACUUAAACCCACAUGAGAGGUAAUUUGUUUUUAGCAGAUUAGAAUAUCAUUUAAUUGCAUUAGUGUA